This is a messenger RNA of Trichobilharzia szidati, 3185 nucleotides long. The record is from the annotation of a GenBank genome assembly. Lineage: Eukaryota; Metazoa; Platyhelminthes; Trematoda; Strigeidida; Schistosomatidae.
AAGCAACCAGCCUAUCACUUGAUAACAGGUUAUUAUAACCUUAAUUCUUUACUUAUCGUGUUAUUUUAUAUAUCCGCUCCACACUGACUGAUUUGUGCAACACAUUCACAGAAGUAUAUCACUUUAUGAAAUAAACACCGGUUACUUGAACAAAAAAUUCACCAAGAUUUAAAUAUUAUUUUCAAUCUGUAUCAACUAAAUAAUUUCCACAAAAAAAAUAUCCCAGUCCUGAAAACAACAAAACCGAAGGACAAUAGGCACAUCUGCAUCCGUUUAAAUCGUAGACCAGAAAUGAAUUUUAAUCACACUAGAAUCUUCUUUAUCCUUUUUUCGCUAUUAAUGUACAAUGAAAAGUUCCCUGUUGAAGCUGUGGACUCAGAUGACGAAUUAUUUUCUGUAAAUAUUUAUGGAGCAACUACUUACUCCAGUUCAAGUGCUUUGGGCAGUUCAUCUGAAUACUCAGUAGACGAAGACUUCAUGUAUAAACACCCAACAUGUUUCCAGACGGAUCCUCAACAACCUGACUUAAAUGGUUAUCAUUGGCUAAUAAUUGAUUUCGGUAUUGUGAUGCACCAUGUGAAAGAAAUACGACUAGCUCCAAAUCCCAGCCACAAGGACUAUGCUACAAAACUGUCAAACACUGAUGUAUACCUUAUACAAAGUGGAGAAUCUUCGGAAACAGACGAAAUGAUAGCAUCGCUGAGAAAAUCAAGACGUGAAUCACCAAGACAAAUUAACUGGAACUCAAAAGGCAUUCAUUUCUGUCAGUCAACAGGGAAUAUUUCAGCAGGUACUCGAGCCGCAAGUAUCGAAUGUGCAGGAGAAAUGCAUGGUAGAUGGUUAGCUUUAAGAAGAUUAGAGGGAGAAUUAAAUAUUUGUCUUAUCAAUGUUUAUGUUAAAAAAGCUUUUGAGGAGUGUUUUAUUGGUUAUUCAAAGAAGGAACAACUCAUAUGGCCAAGCUUAUCAGGUCAACCAUUCAGUUUCAUCCGUCAUCUAUCUAAGUCAGCUUGCAGGGCUGGUUGUUCAGCUAACAGAAACUGUCAAGCUAUUCGGUAUAAGAAAAUGAGACGCACUGGAGUUUGUGAACAAAUAAGAGACGUCAUUCUUUCAGAAGAUCUGGUUAACAAUACAAUGAAUGGAAGCAGCCAGUUCGCGCAGGAUUCCUUGAUAAAUUGUGAAUCAGAGGACUGUACAAUUGCAUUAAACAAAUGUCAUCUAGGUAAACUACAUGAAUUACAUCGAGUGGUAACUCCACAGAGGAAUGAAUCUACAGAAUCCGUUUUCCAUGAGGACAGUGAUUAUAAUGGUUAUCAAAGUGAAAAUAAAUUUUCACUAUGGGAAAUGAAAUCUGACCACCAGACAGCUCAUUCAAAUUCUAUGGAACCUGGAUUCUUAUUGUCUGUUCAAAUGGAUGGUUACUUGUAUUGUAGUGAAGCAAUUUGUGAUACACUGAAGGUCUAUUCGGUGGAUGAGAAUAACGAAGCUGUACUUUGUGGAGAAAUUGACUCUCUUGUUGUAUCUCAUUUAAGCAAGUAUUAUUUAUUCUGUCAAAAUAAUUACUCAGUCGAUAAGAUGAAAUCGAUUCGUUUAGAAUGGAAUAACAGGGGGAGAGAGAAUACCGGUUACUUACACGUGAAUGUUACCCAAAUGUUUGUAAGAAUAACACAGAAUUCAAAAUUAUUCGACUUUAACAUGAAUCCUGAUUUUAUUCCUGUAACAACUCACGCAACUACAACCACAACAACUGAGACAAACUUCGUCAGGGAGCCAGAAUGGAUCCAGCAUCAGGUAAAGGAGAAAAAUGAACAGGAAAUCGAACAACCCAAGGUUCAAGAACCCAAUGAUCGAUCGGAUGGAGAAGAAAAGAAAGAAGAAGGAACGAAAAAGCGAUCAGGACAUAUUCAGCAAGAAGCAGAACUGCUUCAGCAAUAUUAUCAGCAUGAAAAUGAAGAAAGACUACAUAAAAACCAUGACAGAUAUUCUAGUGAACAAAAACACCAACAAAACGAAUCAGAAGAAAUCAAUACUAUUGGUGAUAAUACAGAAGAAACCUCUGACCCGAUGAAUUGGUUGAAUUCGAAUACAGACUAUGGGGAAGAUGAGGAAGAUGAAGUUGACACAUCAAAUUUUGAAGUUGAAGAUGACAAAAGAGAUAACCAGGUGAUAGAAACUGAAACGACCAAACAAGUCAACUCAAUUACUGAAGGCCAAACUGAAUUCACUGAACAAAUACAAGAUAAUACGAAGUCUAAAUAUAUAAUAACAACUGAAUCUAAUAAAACAAUCCAACAUAAUGAUAAAGCUGAUCACCAGAUUACAAAUUCGUGGGAACUAAAGUCAAGUUCGCAUAAUCUUCCUAAACAAGACGGUGAAAACUACGAGAAGAAAAAUAUGCUCUCAGCAAAAUUAGGUGUACGGGAAGCAAGAAGAGAACAAGAUGAUGAUAGAGAUAAUUAUCAUAAAACCAAAGUUUCCGGGAAAAAUCACCGUAACUUAGAAAGAAAAUCACUCCUAACACCAGCAGUCUAUGAUGAGAAGAAAAUGAAGAAUAGCAGUCCACUUCCACAUAAUCCUACACUAUUUUUAAUUUUCUUAACUCACCUAAAUUAUAUUCUCAUAUACAGUGCAUUUGAAUACAGCUCAUAAAACUUUUAUCACCUGCAAAAUAAAGUUUCAUAAUACGAGAUAUACAGUAGAAAAAUACGUGAUGCUAUAACAUUUUGCAAUCAGCCUCAGUAAAUAUUUCAUGCCACUAAUCAGCAUGGGAAAUCUGAAUUAUCCCGAUAAACAUUUGUUUUUUUUUAAAAAAAAAAGGAACGUAAGCCUCAUUUUAUUGCGUUAACUCAGCUUGAAUUGGUUGUAAAGGUUUAAAUGUCAAUGUUGAUUUGCAUCACUUUUAUUCUGUGACAUAUUUAUUAACUUUUGCAAUAGUAACGAAAACCCUAAUUCUUAGUAAUCGUCUUACAUUUUUUUAUAUGUUAAUGUGGGGAAUUUAAGCUGUCAUGACAAUGUUUAGUUAUCUUUUUGAAUAUUUAUUUUUUCCAUCUUGAAAUUUACAUCAACACUGAAUUAACUGAUGUGUAUUUAUUUCUUCCUUUUGCAUAUUUGUCAAACCGCUUAAACAAAUUUACGUCUCAAUAUACUUUUCACCAUUUUUUUGGAAAGUGAAAAUAAUUCAAACAGAG